GGAGCUUUCAAAAUUCCUACCGUUGAUGCUAUUUCACGUGCUCCUCACGUGACCGAACCCCCUGCCUCUCCCACUCGGAGACAUUUGAAUUCGGACCUAAAGCGCCUUUUUUGUUUUUGUCAAAAACAAAAACAUUUCAAUCGAUUCAAAUUCAAUUUAUUUAUCGUUUCUCACCCAAAGCCUUUCUCCCUCCGUCAGAUGUUUCAAAAACCACGCAGCCUCUCCCCGUCCUCGUCGUUCCAACAACACAUAGCCGCCGCCUUCUCCUCCAUCUCCGGCAGGGUUUUCUGAUUUGCGACUUGGGAAAAACGGAUCUACGGCGGAGAAAUGGAUAGCAGCGCGGAAUGCGUGAAAGUUGCGGUGAAUAUUCGGCCUCUCAUCACCCCCGAGCUUCUGAAUGGAUGUACUGACUGCAUCACCCUCGUUCCUGGAGAACCCCAGGUGCAAAUAGGAACACAUUCUUUUACAUACGACUAUGUAUAUGGUACUUCGGGUUCGCCGUCGGUAGCAAUCUACGAUGACUGCGUAGAUCCUUUGGUCGAUGCGCUGUUCCGUGGUUAUAAUGCAACAGUUCUCGCGUACGGCCAGACGGGUUCUGGAAAGACUUAUACCAUGGGCACUAAUUAUUCUGGAGAAGGAUCUAACGAUGGUAUUAUACCAAAGGUUAUGGAUACCAUCUUUCGGAGAGUUGAGUCGGUCAAAGAGUCCACAGAAUUCUUAAUCAGAGUGUCAUUUAUUGAGAUAUUCAAAGAAGAGGUAUUUGAUCUACUAGACUCGAAUUUGACAAUAUCCAAAGGAGAAGGGCAUGUUGGAAAGGCUAUUGUGCCUCCUAGAGUUCCCAUCCAAAUUAGGGAAACUGUGAAUGGAGGGAUAACACUUGCUGGUGUCACUGAAGCAGAAGUUCGGUGUAAAGAGGAAAUGGCAUCUUACCUCUCCAAGGGUUCUUUCUCGCGUGCUACUGGCAGCACUAACAUGAACAAUCAAUCAAGUCGCUCCCAUGCUAUAUUUACAAUUUCCAUGGAGCAGAAGAAAAUUACAAUGUGUUCGAGUGGAGGAAAUGAAGAUGACAUGGGUGACGACAUAUUGCGUGCAAAACUACACCUUGUAGAUCUUGCUGGCUCUGAACGAGCAAAGCGAACGGGUGCUGAUGGCAUGCGUUUCAAAGAAGGUAUUCAUAUCAAUAAGGGCUUGCUGGCUCUUGGCAACGUUAUCAGUGCUUUGGGCGACGAGAAGAAGCGAAAAGAGGGGGGUCACGUUCCAUACCGUGAUAGCAAGCUGACUCGCUUGCUGCAGGAUUCACUAGGAGGGAACAGCAAAACAGUGAUGAUUGCAUGUGUAAGUCCUGCUGAUACCAAUGCAGAGGAGACGUUGAAUACAUUGAAAUAUGCAAAUCGUGCUCGUAAUAUUCAGAACAAAGCUGUUAUCAAUCGGGACCCUAAUGCCAUUCAACUUCAAAGGAUGAGGAGCCAGAUUGAACAGUUGCAGGCUGAACUAUGUAUUUAUAGGGGCGAUUCAAAUGCACCAUUUGAUGAAAAUCAGAUUCUCAAACACAAGGUAUCAUUACUUGAAGCAAGCAACGCUGAGCUACAAAAAGAACUUCAACAAACACAAGUGACUUUUGAGCAUCUGAAUCAACGUGCUGUUGAUGCCCAGGUUGAGAAAGACAAGCUGAUAAUGCAGAUUGAAUCAAUUCGAAAUGGUAAAUCUUGGGACGAGAUCGAGGCUGCUGGAGAUCAGGAUGCUGAUUUGGUCAGAAGUUAUGUGUCAAAAAUUCAAGAUUUGGAAGGGGAGCUGUUACGUAUAAAAAACUCCAAACUGAAGCAUACUAGAUUUGUUGACUGCGUUGACUCGGAUGAUGAGGGAUUCCGUCCCACUGCUGGUCUAUUCCCUCCAAUUGAUGGACUUUCUUCCAACUCAGACACAAAAUCCUUGGAAAACGAAGAUGUAUAUGCAGAUGAGGCUGAAGAUGAGCAAAAGGAACUAGAGCACUCAUCUAUGCAAGAGAUACUUGAUAGAGAGUUAAAAGAAUUGGAUAAGAGACUUGAACAAAAGGAGGCUGAAAUGAAGCGAUUUACAAGUGGUGACCCUUCUGUCCUUAAACAACACUAUGAGAAGAAAGUUCAUGAGUUGGAACAAGAAAAGAGAGCACUGCAGAAAGAGAUUUCUGAACUGAGGAACAAUCUUGAUAGCAUCUCAUCUAAUUCUGAUGAUGGUACACAAAAGCUAAAGGAAGCAUAUCUUCAGAAGCUUACUAUCCUUGAGGCACAGGUAUCGCAGUUGAAGAAGAAACAGGACGCCCAAGCUCAGCUUUUGAGACAAAAACAAAAGAGUGAUGAAGCAGCCAGAAAGCUGCAAGAGGAGAUCCACAGGAUCAAGACUCAAAAGGUUCAGCUCCAACAUAAGAUCAAACAAGAGUCUGAACAAUUUAGGUUAUGGAAGGCCUCACGAGAAAAGGAGGUUCUUCAGCUGAAGAAAGAGGGAAGGAGGAACGAGUAUGAAAUGCACAAGUUGUUGGCCUUGAAUCAGCGACAGAAAAUGGUUCUGCAAAGGAAAACAGAAGAAGCUGCCCUGGCCACCAAGAGACUAAAGGAUGUUUUAGAUUCUAAAAAGGCUUCCUCACGUGAACUUUCCAGUGCUGCAAAUGGCGGUGCUGGAAUUCAGGCUAUGAUGCAUUCGGUUGAACAUGAGCUUGAAAUUACUCUUCGGGUGCAUGCAGUGCGCUCUGAAUAUGAACGUCAAAUGCAAGAGAGGGCUAAAAUGGCCCAGGAACUUGCGCGGUUGAAGGAAGAAACUGAGAUGCUUAAGAAAACUAAUUCCAGCGAUAGCCCGACAACAAUGUCACCUGGUGCAAGGAAUUCCAGAAUAUUUGCACUUGAAAACAUGCUUGCUUCCUCUUCUAGCACCCUUGUCGCAAUGGCAUCACAGCUUUCUGAGGCAGAAGAAAGUGAGAAAGGCUUCACCGGCAGGGGACGUUGGAAUCAAGUAAAAUCUCUUGUUGAUGCCAAAAACAUGAUGAACCAUCUGUUCAAUCUAGCUUCUUCCUCCAGGUGUUCGCUGCGGGACAAAGAAGUUGAUUGCAGAGAAAAAGACAGCGAAAUAAGAGACCUGAAAGGGAAAAUUGUCAACCUCAGCAGUUUAGUUAGGCAUCUGGAAAAACAGAAGACAGAACUCAUUCACCAAGUCAAGUUGCAGAAUUCAGCUUUAAAGAACAUGGAGAAUGCAGGACGCAAAUAUGACUUGCGGAAGCAGCCUCAGAGGAGCUCCAUCUUUAUGAUGGAGGAUAUGGACAUGUCAGUAUCGGAUCAUUCGGAUGUCGAACAAACAGAAGACGAUGAUGCUGAGUGGGUUCGAACGAACAUAAAGAAAACCAAAAGAAGGAAGCACUCCAGGAGUGAAGUUCAUCAGUCGAGCUCAGAUUCUUCUCCUCCUUCUUCCCCAAGAGACGUAGAAUUUAGUAGAACCGAAUCGGGGCCGUGUUGCUCCUGCAGCAAGAGGUCUUUAUGCAAAACGACCAAGUGCGAGUGUCGGGCAGCUGGAGGCGUAUGCGGUGGUUCCUGUGGUUGCUCGGCGAGCAAGUGCAAUAACAGAGACCCUGCUGCUUAUGCCAAUGUGAACUCGGCUGAACCCGGAGAAGCUGACGUGGUUUCGGGUUUUGAUGAACAACCCGGUGAAGAUAGAACUCGCGAGCUUGCUUCUCAUGGCGCCAUGCUUCUGGGGAGCGCCAUGUCUGGCAAUCCUGCUGCUGCUGAUGUUGCCCAGGCAAAUAUUGGUGAAGCAAAAAGGAUGCCAUUGUCAGACAUCGGCAAUACAGCGGCGAAGUCCAAUGCACCAAAGCCAAGCCAGAGGAAGAAAUGGCGGAAGUCUGUGAUUCAGCUUGUCCCCGUCGCAGCAGCAGCUCCACCACCACCAUCAACGCAAUCAGAAAGUGAUGCAAAAAUUGUUCAAACCACUCACCAAACACCAGCCACUGCGAAAGCUCCCAUAAAGGUGGAGAGUACUGCUGCUGCUGCCACUACAGCUGCCAAUGGGAGGGAGACAGAGAAGCCGCCAUUGAAGCUGCCAAGGGCAAUGAGAGCCCCUGGAUCAAACAGAGGGGGGGUUCUGUUAAGAGAAAGGAAUGCUGGUGGUGGUCAUGGAGCAGCAGCAGAUGAUGCAUCUGGCCGAGUAAAUCCUCCUGCAACGAGAAGUCCUGCUAGGCCAGCGAGAACAACCGACGAGAAGGAGAACUACGGCCGCUGACUUUCGACCAACUUCUGUGUGUGUUUUGAUGUGAUGGAAAUGGCUGUUAGAAGUUCUUCUUGCGAGAGCUGUAGGUGGUGUGUUGGGAAUGUAGUAAGACUAAGUGAGAGAUGAUGGUCGACCACUGGGGGUUGCUUUUGCUGAUUUUUUUUAGUGUAAGAACAGGCUAAUUAUUAAUGGCGGCUCAUGAGCCCCAUUAUUUACUAAUGAACUAAUGCCUACUAAGGUUGUCUUGUGGCUGACU
This is a messenger RNA of Linum tenue, 4483 nucleotides long. The record is from the annotation of a GenBank genome assembly. NCBI's taxonomy places the organism in Eukaryota, Viridiplantae, Streptophyta, Magnoliopsida, Malpighiales, Linaceae.